AUGGCCAGAUUUUGGUCGUUGAUCGACGGAACCGCGAGACGAGUGAUAGAAACGCCUGUUUACAGGACACUAGACUUGGCCCUCAAACGUGAACCGGUGAAUGAACUCCAUAUAUUAGGAUUCCAUAUGACCAAUAAUAACAUACUGGAAGUAGAACUCAAGUGGCAACUAUCUAGUGGUAAGUAAUCGUAUUAUUCUAAAACGUUUUAUUUUUUUGUGCAUGACAGGCCUUUAAGGUCUUUUGCACGCUUUCACCAAGUCUCCUCCAUCUAUCGCGAUUUCUUGUCAUUUUCGUUGUUACCCUAUCAUCCACUCCUUUUGCAUCCUUUAUCAAUCUGUCCAUUCACUGUUGCUGAGGUCUACCUCUCAGUCGCUUUUUAAUUAAGUUUCCAACCGGUAGGUAUAUUAUUAUGAAUAAGGCUUCCGUCCGCUCGCCAAACAUGGUCAGCCCAUUCCAACCGUUUUACUUUCAGAUACUUUCUGAUGGUUGGUUUAUUGUAAAGCUUUUUCAACUUUUUCAUUUUUGACGGGACUUUAUUAUUUUGUCCGACAUAAAAAAACAUAUCCGUUAUACAUAGGUGUCUUUUCAGACACAUUUCACCGUAGAUCUGUAAUGAUAGGUACACAUGCGCGUUCCGAAUACAAAAUAAAUAAUAUUACACAAUUUUUUAUGCACUUGCAGACAGAAAUUGUAUCUAUUCAGUUAGAUACCACCCGAACCGUCUAGAGAAACCGACGACUCUUGUGGUGGAUGUCGGACAGCCGAAUUAUAACGUUACCGUUUUAACCAGACUCACCUUGGACAUGGAGUACACAGUGACCGUGCUACCGAAAAACCGGCCGACCGGAUCCGAAAAAACUACCAUAAAGUUUUUAACGCCCACCUGUAUCCAAAUGAAAAAGAACUACACCCUGUGCCGUAAGUGUGCUACAUGCUAUCUACAAUAAUAAUUAUUGUAAUUUAUAAUAAUGUUAUGUAAUACGGGGUGAUUGAUUUUUCCGCAAUCAACGAGUUGUGUCCCGACGAAACUUCUGAUACACGCGUUGUAUCCCAAAGAUAAAAGAAUGUUACACAAGUUGAGUCACGCUUUUUAGUCACACACGUUUUUUGCCAGUAAAAAUAAUAUUCCAAUUUAGAUAGAUGUACAAUACACAAUAAUAAAAGUCGAUUUUGUUUAUUAUUAAAGACAAAAAGAAGAUAAUAUCAAUGUUGCACGUACCUUUUUUUUUUUUUUAAUUCAUAUGGCAACGUCUGUCAGAGGGGUUGCCCUGAAAAGGGCAGUUUUCACCAACUAGGCCGGGAGGUUUUACAACGUUCGGCCGCCGGUUUGAUGCUGUUUGGUUUCGUGUUGUUUUCAUAUCAGAUAAUCUCAUGUGGCGAAACGCAGAAAUAUCGAGAGGAUCUAAAAACAACAGUACUUACGGCGGGGACCACGGGAAGGUACAGCAUCUUCCCCCCAAACUUAUUUAAUGGAUAAUUAUAUUAUGUCAUGAAUUAUACUUUAUUUCAUUCUCGUGUUUGGGCAGAAUCUUCCAUUAUAUGAGCAACUUUUCUACCAGAAACUUGCUCCGAUUUACAAUGAUAACAUUUCCUCUGAAAGGAAGUCGGAUUUGAGAGGUACUUGAAGGAGGUCAUUUUUCGAUUUUCUUAUGAGAUUUCUCAUUAAAUGGGAAAAACCGAAAAAACAGAAAAAUGCACGAAAUAUAUUAGUAAAAUAUUAAGUAUAAUAUUAUCAUUUAUCAUCAUUCAUCACUCAACGAAUUAUCACAAUAAGAAUACAAAAUUAUAUUAAAUAUUAUGAUAAAUGAUAGUAGGAUUCGGUUGACCGAAGUCCUCCCCUCAACAUAUAUAUUUGAAGAAUAAUUUGAUUACGAAUACUUUAUAACAAAACUAUAAUAGCAAAACUUUAUUUUUUAAAUGAUAAUAAUUUUUCGUAAAAAAAGAAAAUAAUAAAUCUUCAUGUUACAUGGUUUUUUUCUUAAUGUGUAAUUAUUUUAUAUACUUUACUAUGGGAUACAACUCGUUUGCAGUCAAUUUUGUAGAAGUUAUCUAUACACGGAGAUUUUGAGUGGGUUAAUUUAAUUUGGGUUAUUGUUAUUAUUAUUUUUAUUUUUUAAUCAGUAGACAACCUACAUACAAGUGGUAACUCGUUAGCAUUGGCUUAUCUUUGUUUACAGAUAUACAUUAAAUUCCAUUCUGUAUCCUACCUUCUCAACUUCCCACCUACAACAGUGGCUGCACCCGUCCCCAUUAUUCUAGUGUAUUUCGAGUUGCUGUUUGGGAUUUUUACGAUUUAAACAGUUUGUUUUUUUUUUAAAGUAGUUUCAGUGUAUUGAAUUUACAGUCUUAGUUAAUAAUAAACAUUAAACUUUUCUUUUAUCUUACUAUUAAAUAAAUCUAAUCCCUAUCGCUAUGUCCUUAUUUAAUUAAAUAUAAAUAUUUUAAAUUUUAAACUCGUAUUACCUACUAUUUAGAUUAAAAACGUGAUUAUAUAAGAUCUCAAAUUUGACAAGACUCGAUAUCAGGCUUGGUUCUUCAAAAUAUUUACAAGUCAAUAAAUAUUUCAGUUGAUGGUGUUAUAAAUAAAUUUGAUGCGACAGAAAAAAUAAAUAAAUAUAGAUUUUGCAAUACAGAUAAAAUUGUGUUAUUUUUAAGUUAUGUACCCACAUAAUUAACGAGUAGAUAUAUAGUUGUUAAAUUAUAUUAGAAUUUUCCUGACAUUUGUCAUCUUUUGUUUUAAUAAUCUAGGGUUUCUAGACACAUGUCCGUACAUGACUUUGAUAGGUCAGGUACAUGUAUAAAUCUGUGUGCAGUGGCGUGGCGAAUGUAUUAUUUUGGAGCAUUUAUUGCUCCUUUAAAAUUUUUGGAUAAGUGGGGUGGCUGAGUGGUUACCUUGUAUAAAUUUUCGCUCCCCGUCAAAGUUCAACAUGCCACUGUCUGUGUGAACUAUAUCGCCUCUCCGGAAAUCAAUACUCAAGUGCGUUACUGGAUUGUUAAACGGGUCUAUAUAGGAUGAAAACAAAAUAACUUAAAAUUUAAUCAAAAUCUCCGUAGAUAAAAUAUAAAAUUACUUUGUACAUUGUCAUCAUUGCACUGUAGCUCCCGAGAAACCAUACAACGUGACUGUGACGCAGAUAACGAAGACGGCCGAUGACCGUUACAAAUUGAAAAUCACGUGGUUGAGCCCGAACCCCGGCGGCCAGGGGGUCGACUACUUCACGGUCAAGUUGAAGAACGAGGCGAAAAACGUCUCGGCCACGGCCAGCGUAACGUACUUCGAAGUCAUGCUCCCAAUACACCAGCAUUACUUCGUCAGCGUGGAGGCCUUCUCGGAGCUCGGCCGGAGCGGCGAGGUUCCUGUGUUAUGGUGGCCCAAUAAGAACAUGCCGAUAAUCACCAACGAUGGCCACUUGCUGCAGUGGCUUGCGAUUCUUUUUACGGUGAUCGCGUCCUGCGCCGUGGCACUGGUCAUCGGCUUCAAAUACGUAUACUGGCCGACAAAGUUAAAGGCAACGGAAAACGUGGACAGAAAUGAUUUGGUCCUGCUCAAAGACCUGCGAGAAAACGGUGACCUGUUGCUCGAUUACGAGGACGUGACCGUUACCGACGUGAUACUGGGAAAUGGUCAUUUCGGGGUGGUCAACAAAGGGUCGUUGAGGACGGACGACGGCGUCGAGUGCCCAGUAGCCGUCAAGUCGCUGAGGGAUCACCCGACUAGCCGGGACCUAGAGGAAUUUCUCAGCGAAAUAGUCCUCAUGCAAAAGGUCGGUCAACACCCGAAUAUCUUAUCCAUGGUUGGCUGUUGUCUGGACGAAAACAAGCAGUGUAUGCUGGUAGUUGAGUACUGUCCACUGGGUGACUUGCAGACCUAUCUAAGAAAGGUGAGACGUGACACGUGACCACGGUUGUAUAGGACACUUGAGCUUGAAAUAUUGGUCACCGACAUUUGAGCACGGAAAAUGAGUCAAAUUUUAAUUAUUUAUCUACUAAAAUGAACAUAAAUCCACGUUCUUUAACAUUAUAGCGUAGGUAUAUUUCUAAUUCUUAUAAUAUGUACGCAGCACCUAGAGUAGGUACCCAUUUAUUGCUGAUAUGGUUCGGUUAUGCCUAGUAUACUUCCCCUUCCGCCACGCCGGCCCCAAUUCUUAAAUAGAUUUUGAUUCGUUUCAAUAAACUGAACAAUCGUUCUGAAGUCGCUGUUGCUGUUAUAAUGGGUAUAAUACAUAGCAUUUUCAGAAAGCACUUAAUGUUAGAAAAUAUAGAUGUAGAUUUUUAGGCUUCCAUAUGAGUACAUUUUCCAUAAACACAGUUCUCCCCGAAGUACUUCAACGCUAAAGGGUAUAAAAUAAGGUCAUCGCCUGUUUUUCAGACACCUCUCCGUCCAUUCAUAUUACUUAAUAAAAAAAUUAAGAUCAUCUCCUGUUUUUUAUCCAUCUGUCCGCAUAAGCGUGCACACGGAUUAAGGAAGGAGAGGCAACUGCCUAUCAGAUCUUCCGUCGAAUAUUUUUUAAAAAAACCAUGUUAGAUAGGUACAUCUGUACAAUUUUUUUUUAAAUAUUAAACUCUACCGUAGUACCCUUAAUUUUGUGCACAGGGGAAGGAUAGGAUUUCGUCCCUCUCCCCAGAAAACUCAAAUGAGCCCCCCAAAAUAAAGUACUGACCAAGUAAAUAAUAAGUGUACAUCAUAAUCAGCAUAAUAGGGGCUUAAGCCCCCUCCAAAAAUAUUUGAACUUUUUGUGUAAUGUUUGAUUUCAAAUAUCGGUGCCUCCCCUGCCAAUAAAAGACUCGCACACGCUUAUACCUGUCCUUACACUCAAAAUAAUGACUUGCGGGGUUUCUAAUAAUAUCUUGGGUAAUAAUGAGCUAAUGAUUAUCGUCAUGCCGUCCUAUCGGUACUCCAUUGUGUACGACUAAUGUGUUUAUAAUAUACCUAGGUGAGUAUCAAGUCGUGGUACGCCAACGAUUUUUAUGUCGACCAGACUGAUCCGUCCGAACUGAUUGCGGACGAUAGCUGCGAUAAGAAAGUUGUAUCUUUGGACGCGGGAAAUAAUUCGUCCUCGCGGCCGCCAAUGGUAUUCAACAACUGUUACUUGUACCACGGUGAAGAAAACAUAUUCUUGACCGUGGACGAUCUGAUGAGUUUCGCCAGUCAGACGGCCAACGGAAUGGUAAUAUAAAAUCAUAUUAUAAAUCGAUCGUCAUUUUAUGUUUUUUCUUCUACUUGAGAUUAUUACCACGUGUCAUAUACGUAUGCACAUUAUUCACCUGGCAAUGAACCUAUAUUAUAUUUUGACUACUGCGAAUACUAUAGAUCAUGUUAAAUUAACAAACAAAUCCUUCAGCUCAAAAUUAACAAAAAUUACAUCAAAUCGUCAAAUUAAAAUUGAAAAAAAAUAUGAAAUGGUAAAUGUUUCAGGGUAGAAGUUGGAUACCAAAGAUCAAACUACCUACUUUUCAUUUAAAAUUUAUUACCUAUGUUUUUAUAUUUUAACAACUAUUUUCACGAGUUCCACCAAUUUAUUAUCAGUGUAUUAUAGUUUAAUACAUAGGUACUGUAAUUUAUAUAACCUUACGAAAAUAUCCUAAAAAAAUAAAAAUAUCUUGCAGUUUCCAAAAUUCUACAUUUUUCCAAUGAAAAUUCACUUCCGAGUUACAGGCCACUUUCAGAAUGGGUAAUAAGCACCCAAUAAAUUUAAAUGUGUUUUAUAAAAACUAUUCAUCUAUUCAUUUAUCAAAUGAAAAUCUAUCAAAAUCAAUCACUUCUUAUCUUGUACUUACCUACACGUUAAUUUUGUUAAUGACUCGAGCCCUUUUAUCUUAUCUAAAUAGGUAAUUUACACGAAUGAUGGCUAGUUGGGCACCUUAAAAAUUAUAAUUUGUCAGGGAUUCAAAUAUUAAUUUAAAAAUAAUAAUAUAAUUUACUAUGAAAUAUGAUGUUUAUAGUCGUUUUUGGAAAAGAACCGUAUAGUACACAGAGACUUGGCUGCACGGAACGUACUGCUCAGUGAUCAUCACACAAUCAAAAUAUGUGAUUUCGGUCUCAGCCGAGAUAUUUAUGAACAGAACUGCUACCUUAAGUCAAACAGGGGUGACCCACUGCCUGUCAAGUGGAUGGCCCUGGAAUCACUAAAGUACCGCAUCUACACCACACAGAGUGAUGUGUGGUCAUUCGGCGUGCUCCUCUGGGAAAUCAUGAUGCUGGGCGAGUGCCCAUAUCCAAUGAUAAGUUCUUCCAAGAUAUAUGAUGUAUUACACAGAGGCUAUCGUAUGCCUCGACCCACUUUGUGCAGUCACAGUUUGUACCAACUCAUGAUUGCGUGCUGGCAUUUGAACCCAGCCAACAGACCAAAAUUCAGUAUGAUCAAAGACACAAUUGACGGUAUAUUGACAAAACAAUAAUCAU
Molecule: messenger RNA, 6404 nt
Organism: Cinara cedri
Lineage: Eukaryota; Metazoa; Arthropoda; Insecta; Hemiptera; Aphididae
Source: the annotation of a GenBank genome assembly